AUGCUUCUCACCAUAUUCUCUCUAUUCCUGCUGCUGCUGGCACCAGUCGCCGCCCAAUACGACACGUUCACCUUCAACAUGUCAUUCUUGUGUGGCCACCCGAAACAGUACACCUACGACAUCACCUUCAACAUUCGGGACGAGAAUCCGGAUCGAUCGAUUCGAGAGGGAGCCAUCGCGUCGGAAUCCGGUGAGGCUAACAUCGGGAUAACGGAGAUUUCAAAGACGGGAUUCUACGAGAAGGAGCUGUCGAGAGCGCCGGUUUGGGAGCCGGUGGUGGAGGUUCGUCAUACGUGUUUCGACGGUCAGAAGGGGUUCAAGACGAUUCUGUUGACGUUUCCGACGUGUCCGGCGUUGAGGAAUAAGACGAGAUAUGUGUACAAGUACUAUUUGGAUAUUACUGAUAAGAGUGGCAAUCGGGUCGCUGAUGCUGAGAUCACAUCGAUUGGACCUGGCGCCGCGGAGAAGAAGAAGAAAAAGAAGUAA
Caenorhabditis remanei is the source of this 486-nucleotide messenger RNA. RefSeq lists its product as uncharacterized. Bases 1 to 486 code for a protein of 161 amino acids. The transcript has a single exon. Lineage: Eukaryota; Metazoa; Nematoda; Chromadorea; Rhabditida; Rhabditidae. The record is from RefSeq and is a predicted model, not a curated record.